AAUUCUACUACUGUAUCUCAACGCAACUCUAAUUUAACCAGUUCUUCUGCAAAGAACCGUCACGCAUGUGAUUGGCCUGGAUGCACUUGGAGCUUUAAAAGACUCGAACAUCUCAAACGUCACAUGAUCACUCAUACUGGUGAAAGGAAGUAUACUUGUAGUUAUCCUGGGUGUGGUAAAAGAUUUGGACGUUCUGAUAAUUUUGCAGCACAUUAUCGAACUCACAAUAAA
Rhizophagus irregularis DAOM 181602=DAOM 197198 is the source of this 231-nucleotide messenger RNA. The record is from RefSeq and is a predicted model, not a curated record. Lineage: Eukaryota; Fungi; Glomeromycota; Glomeromycetes; Glomerales; Glomeraceae.